Bursaphelenchus okinawaensis is the source of this 2201-nucleotide messenger RNA. Lineage: Eukaryota; Metazoa; Nematoda; Chromadorea; Rhabditida; Aphelenchoididae. The record is from the annotation of a GenBank genome assembly.
AUGGCGACGGGUUCCUUAAUUGUUCGGUCUCAAUCGACAGAAGAGUGUCCAUCGACUUCUGAGGAUAUGGAUUCAAAACCUCUACCGUCUGAGUCUUCCUCAGCUACAGACUCUCAGUCUGGCUCGGAUUCAGCCAUGAUGGCACCACGAAGACAUUCGUUUAGAGAAGUGCGACAAGUAGCGUCGAGUUCGGAUGAAGACGAAGAUGACGAUGAAGAUGGUAGUCUAAAGAAGAGGAAGUUUUCUAUGGAUCAGCACAGGUCGAGAAGUAUGAAGAAAGAGAACAGGUCACGGCACGAGAUACCCAACUUUAUCAGCCGACUUGAAGAUGCUGCGGCUGCAUUCAGUCCUUUGGCUCGAAUCGCGACAACGAGCAGUAUGAAUGCUGAGUUCUUGGCUCCAAGCCCGGUUAACAAAAAGGUAUGUUAGCUUCAAUUAUAAUUUUUAUAUUUAGGGUAAUGCGACCUGAGACUAACGAACUUUUUGAAAGAUGAUUAACUUACAACAAUAUCUGUUAUCAAUAUAUUAUUUUCAGACUCAGCAAAGUCGACCGAACUCACCCUCACACAGUGGUACUCUUCAACGUCCCUUAGCUGUUGCUUCGCGUCAUCGUUUGGCUUCAAUCCGACGUGAAUCUGACUGUGGGCAGGAGAAUGAAGUGGCUCAUGAGAAGAUGGUGAAGACUACACAACAAGUGUCUACAGGGUUUGAAGACUUUUGUAUUGAUGAGAAGGUCGCGGAAGAAAGAAAGCGGGCCAAAAGCUUGGCCGAACCUAUAUCUGUGUUUACAAACGCCUUCUUGCCGCAAAGCUCAUCACCCUCGCCUACAAGAGCUACUGUUGAGGCUCAAAAAAUUAAAGUAAGUUCUUGAUUUGUUUUUUUUUUUAAUUUAGGUGAAUAUCUUAAUUACUUUGUAAAGAAACAAUUGAACAUGUUUUUACUAUAUUAUAAUGUUAUUUUCAGCAAUGUUACUCACCGUCGACUAAUCAGGUUGUUAGGAGUAACAUUUCCUACUCGCCAAGCCCAUCUCCAACUCCAUCUAGUCCGUCUAGAUCGAGAAUCAUGAGAAGUAUGUCACCAAUCGCUGUGAGACAAGUAUCAAAAAGAAGGUACACAGCUACUGGAGGAUCGCUGUCUGGUAGGGAAAGUGAUAACGACAGUCAGUUUGGGUAAGACAUUAACUAAUGCAUUAAUUUAAUUUUUCUAACUUAAGACAGUAGCCUAUCUUAAUAUAUGUUGAAAAACUUUUUUAAAUUAAAUUUUGAUUUUUAUAUUUUUUAACUACAAUAUAUGAUUUUAGAAGUUCGAAACGAAGUUGUAUUGUACGAAGCGCAGCUUCACCUCUUGUUCGAGAUUCUUUAAGUGCGGUGGACACUCAAUCUGACUACCGAUCUUCUUCACCAUUGUCAGUUUGUUCAAAUUCAAGCUUUAGUCAAGUUAACAGAGCCAAACUGGCUGACAACCCUUCCAAUCAUCAAAAGUAAGUAUCCCAUGGUCUAUUUUUAUGGCUUUUUAUAUUUUAACUGUGGUAUUCUACUGUUAUUAGUUAUCUUUUGGCAUAUUUCGUAAUAUUUUCAAUGUUUAUGCUUAUUUUUAAAGAUUAAGUUAACAUAAUAAAAGUAAAGUUUUUAAAUAUUGUAAAUCUUCAGCUCUAUCGAUUCUGACGACAAUGCUACGAUCGACGAUGCUCUAACCGAUCAGUUUUACCUAAACGCGCCUAAUGAUGCUUGUUCUACGACGUCGAUUUCGCGGACGGAAACUCCAAUCGAUGAGCAGAUGAUGACCGAGGUAAGUGGCCUUGACCAUCGCUGCCACGGUCUAAACCUUGACACAAACAAAAGUUUAUUGGCUUUUUAUCGGACAAUAUGUUUUGGGAAAAAAGUUUGCGUACAUAGAGUAAAAAACGUUACAGUAGUGUAACUUUAUUUGGAACGAUAGAUUUGUUACCAAAUUUUCUAAACUACUGAUUUUGGACUGAAAACUUACGUUUUUGAGUAAAAAAGACAUAAAAGUUGUGGUUUGUGAUAAAGAAAACUUUAAAAAGAAACGUUUUUGUUGUUUUAUCACAUAAUGAUUACGUUUUGCAGGAAGCAGAACCAGCUGCAGUCGUGUUUGGACCUCGGAAUCAACCUAUUUCGAUUCGCGACAGUCCUCUACCACCUCCAUCGCCGCUGGCUUCAAAGUCGAUUACAUUUACUUGA